AUGCGCGUCUUGAGCAUUUGUGCAGCCUUUUUAAGCUGUUUCGUGUCAGUCACCGCACAAAAAGUCGCCUAUGACAAGGCUCGGCCCUUCGACGAGGUAAAGCCUGAUUGUCCUCUCAAUGAACUCGCGUUGAUGUUCAAGCCACAGCUUCACAUCGCUAGUGGGUGUCAUCCAUACCCAGCGAUUGAUAGGGAUGGUUACUAUAGUGGAGGUCUAAGUGCUUUUCAUUGGGCAACUUCGUGUGACGGAUCAAAGGAGGGUUCUCAAGUUUAUGGCCGUGCAUUCUACAACUCUGAUACGAAUGUUUGGGAGGUCAUGUACGCCUGGUAUUUCCCAAGAGACACCAUGAUCACGCCCGUCUACUACGGCCACAACCACGGAUGGGAGCACGCUAUCGUUUACAUUGGUGUGUCGUCAGAUACGCCCAAACUUCUUGCAGUUGCAGCAAGUGGAAUGUGGAGUUACAGAACGUACAAUCCCCCUCGGUCUGACUAUGUGAGUGGAAACAGCUUCAAACUUAAGUACACGUGGAUUGGCAUCAGCCACCACUACCUCAAGGGAACCCACAAUCCUGGAGAAUUCCAGCCUCUAAUCAUGUGGGAGAACAUGACCUCAAGCGUUCGCCACCUGUUCCAGGAAAAAACGUGGUUUGGAACUAAGGCGCCAUUUAGUGAUGAUAAUUUUUUCAAGCAUCUGAAAAAAGCUCGACCGUUCUACCACCGCACGUAA
Molecule: messenger RNA, 729 nt
Organism: Plasmopara halstedii
Lineage: Eukaryota; Oomycota; Peronosporomycetes; Peronosporales; Peronosporaceae
Product: NLP-like protein
Exons: 1
Coding region: 1-729 (242 amino acids)
Source: RefSeq, a predicted model, not a curated record